GCGGAGUCUCCAAAGCCAGAGUUCCAAGUUCAAAGUUCAGAACAAUGGACUCUCCUUGAAAACUCCAUCACCGUAUCUUCUCAUCUCCUCCUCUCUUGCUUAUAUCCUGCACUCUCCCCCCUCUCCAGAGAGAGGGGGGGAGGGAGAGAGAGCGAGGAAAAGAGAUGGCCACAAGUGCUAGUAGGGUGGUCGCGGGAAAGGAGUUGGGAGUGAUCAGCGAAGCCUCGUCCCCUCUCAAGCAGUAUAAUGGCCUAAGGCCUUUGCUGGGGAGCAAGCAGAUGGCUUCCUGUGCUGUGAGGAAACCAAAUGGGUCCUUUCCUUCGGUGCCAUCUCUUAAAUCUCUAAGGAUAAGAGCUGUGGCUUCCCCAACUGUUGCCGCUCCAAAGCGAGAGAAGGAUCCCAAGAAAAGGAUAGUGGUGACUGGGAUAGGCCUGGUCUCGGUCUUUGGGAGUGACAUUGAUACAUUCUACAACAAGCUCUUGGAAGGACAGAGUGGGAUUAGCCUGAUCGACCGAUUUGAUGCUUCUUCUUACUCUGUCCGGUUCGGUGGACAGAUCCGGGACUUCUCCUCGAAAGGCUACAUUGAUGGGAAGAAUGAUCGCCGGCUCGAUGACUGCUGGAGAUAUUGCCUAGUUGCUGGCAAAAGAGCUCUUGAUGAUGCUAACCUCGGACCAGAAGUCCUGCAAUCUAUGGACAGGUCGAGGAUUGGAGUGCUGGUAGGGUCAGGCAUGGGUGGUUUAACGGCUUUCAGCAAUGGAGUUGAGGCUCUGAUCCAAAAGGGUUACAAGAAAAUUACUCCUUUCUUCAUUCCUUACUCCAUCACAAACACGGGAUCGGCAUUGUUGGCUAUAGAAACAGGAUUAAUGGGACCAAACUACUCCAUUUCCACAGCAUGUGCAACUGCGAACUACUGCUUUUAUGCUGCUGCCAAUCACAUAAGGAGAGGUGAAGCUGACAUUAUGGUUGUUGGAGGAACAGAGGCGGCAAUCCUGCCUACCGGAGUUGGUGGAUUCAUUGCGUGCAGGGCACUGUCACAAAGAAAUGAUGAACCACAGAAAGCUUCGAGGCCUUGGGACAAAGACCGAGAUGGUUUCGUCAUGGGAGAGGGAUCUGGUGUCCUCAUUAUGGAGAGCCUGGAGCAUGCAAGAAAGAGGGGUGCAGCUAUAAUUGCAGAGUAUCUUGGAGGUGCCAUAACCUGUGAUGCGCAUCAUAUGACUGAUCCUCGUUCUGAUGGACUUGGAGUCUCUUCUUGCAUUGUCAAGAGUUUGGAAGAUGCAGGAGUCUCCCCCGAGGAGGUGAAUUAUGUCAAUGCUCAUGCAACAUCAACACUUGCUGGAGAUUUAGCAGAAGUUAAUGCCAUCAAGAAGGUUUUCAAAGACACAUCUGAAAUGAAAAUGAAUGGAACAAAGUCGAUGAUUGGGCAUUGCCUUGGAGCUGCUGGUGGACUGGAAGCAAUUGCAACCAUCAAAGCUAUCACAACAGGCUGGCUGCAUCCAACUAUCAACCAAAAUAACUUGGAGCCUGAUGUCACCAUCGACACCGUCCCCAAUGUAAAGAAGAAGCAUGAGGUUAAUGUUGCCAUCUCUAAUUCGUUUGGUUUCGGGGGUCACAAUUCUGUGGUUGUUUUUGCUCCCUUCAUGCCUUAAGAACCAAGAGGAGCUGUCUCUUCUAGUCCCAAGAUGUUUCCAGUUCCUUUUUAAUGCCGGAUGGAGAGUUCUUAUCAGAUCAAAAAUAUAUUUUGAUGAGCCCUUUGAGAUUGUUGCUCGUUCUGCAUGUCUUGUACUUCCCCAUCAAGAUGAACUGAAAUUAGUGUGUUACAACUCUCAGUUCUGAAUAAAAUUGUUGAGCAAUUCUUUUCAA
Elaeis guineensis (African oil palm) is the source of this 1860-nucleotide messenger RNA. RefSeq names its product 3-oxoacyl-[acyl-carrier-protein] synthase I, chloroplastic. Gene Ontology annotation, molecular function: 3-oxoacyl-[acyl-carrier-protein] synthase activity. Gene Ontology annotation, cellular component: mitochondrion. Gene Ontology annotation, biological process: fatty acid biosynthetic process. NCBI's taxonomy places the organism in Eukaryota, Viridiplantae, Streptophyta, Magnoliopsida, Arecales, Arecaceae. The record is from RefSeq and is a predicted model, not a curated record.